AUGGGCGAUAAAAUGCCCCCCGAUCUCCCUGUCGAAAUUCUCAUCUUUAUUGCUCAAAUUAUCUACUUGAGCGACGAAGGGCGGAAGGACUCGUUACUCUCUCGCCAGAAAAAUAUGUACAAUUUCUGCCUUGUUGGACGUGCGUGGUACUCAGCCGGCAUCGAGUUUCUAUAUCGCAGUCCGCAGCUUGCGCGAGGAAACAACUUCGGAAAUUUUUUAUCCACAGUCAGUCCUCAGUCCAGGGCCAAAAAAUCAAAUGUCGACCUCGGGUCUCUGGUGAAGGAGCUCCUCUUGCAGGAGUUGGUCCACCACAGCUCCCCCAGCCAGACUGCACGGCUAUUGAAAGCGGCGAGCUCAAGCCUUGUUUCCUUCACGGCACCUCGUGUAUCCUUUGCCAUCAACAGCCUUGCAGCGCUUUCUAGAUGCCAGAAUCUUCUACGUUUAGAUCUAAGCUUGGUUAUGGGAAGCUCUGUAAGUUUUCGGAAACUCAAGAAAACCAUCAGCGGCAUCAAAAAGCUCGAAUGUCUCAGACUUCCCACUUCCAUGAAUCUUGUUCAUACAGAUGAGGAUCAGUGGCCGCAGUCAUUGAUCGAUUUGAGCGUUGGAGGGCGCGUCGAUUACGAAACAAUGUUAGACUUCUGCUGGCCUGACAACCUCGAGAAGUUGACGCUCGAUCAUUGCGUGAAUUUGGAUCUCGACACCCUAGGAGCCACUCUGGGUAAUAAAAGGCUCAGUCAAGUGCUCAGAGAGCUGACCAUCGGUCCUUAUAACCACGGCAUGUGGGAAAUCGAGGUAGAAAAUGAAGAAUCCGAUUUUCCGGUAGUGGAAGCGAUUGAGUCAAUGGAGAAGCUUCGCCAUCUCAAAUUACCAGCAGAUCUUGCUCUAAUGCUGCUUGAUGGCAUACCUAGAGUACAGGCAUCGCCCGUCCAGGUGUUGGAGAUUGCUCCCGCACAGUCUGGAUAUGAGUUGGACCUUGAUAGCGGCGAAAUCCUCCCAAUGAUAUUUCUCCAGGCAUUGCAAAAUCAAUACAGCAAUGUGUGGUGUUUCAAGGUCUGCUCAGAAGCAGGGCUCUUUCUGAAUGACGACUACCGACAGAAGAUCGACGACGAAGUUUGGCUUCAUCUACCGGACAACGACGACGAUCCUCAACUCGCUGAGUUUGAAUCGCUUCAUUCAUUCGGAUUGAUAAUCCUUGACGAAACCAAUUAA
Penicillium manginii is the source of this 1209-nucleotide messenger RNA. Its product is annotated as F-box domain protein. The record is from RefSeq and is a predicted model, not a curated record. The transcript has 2 exons. NCBI's taxonomy places the organism in Eukaryota, Fungi, Ascomycota, Eurotiomycetes, Eurotiales, Aspergillaceae. Bases 1 to 1209 code for a protein of 402 amino acids.